Messenger RNA from Suillus paluster, 2016 nucleotides. RefSeq names its product quinon protein alcohol dehydrogenase-like superfamily. The coding region runs from base 1 to 1758 and encodes 585 amino acids. Gene Ontology annotation, molecular function: protein binding. NCBI's taxonomy places the organism in Eukaryota, Fungi, Basidiomycota, Agaricomycetes, Boletales, Suillaceae. The record is from RefSeq and is a predicted model, not a curated record. The transcript has 5 exons.
AUGGGCACGAAACCCACACCAAAGAUCUUUCCUUCCACCGCUAGCGAGGAGACCCGGACGUCAGCGAUAACGCCCCGCCAGAAAUUUGAAGGACACACUGGGAAUGUGCGAGGCGUCAUACACCUGCCCGACGGACUGCGAAUCAUCACUUGUUCACUCGACGGCUCGUUGCGAUCAUGGAACUUGGAGAGCGGGAAGCAGAUAGGGGACGACUGGCGGGACGGCGCAGGAGGUUCAGUGGAAACCGUGGCAUUGUCCCCAGACGGCGAGAAAGUGGUCAGCGGGAGUAAAGACGGUGCGGUGAGGCUGUGGAAUAUCGACACGGGCAAGGUCAUCGCUAAAUGGAUUGGGCAUACGCAGCCGGUGUGGGCUGUCUGCUGGAGUCAAGAUAGUCGGCGGGUGGUGAGCGGAUCAGGUGAUGGAACUAUAAGGGUGUGGGAUGUGGAGAGCGGAAAGACCAUCGUUGGACCAAUCGAGACUGGGCAUGCUUGGGUGUGCACAGUCGUCUACUCGCCAGUCAGCUCCAUGAUUGCGACUGCCGGAAGCUGCAAGGCCAAGGACGAGCAGCUCAUCAAAAUCUGGGACAUCAUAACAGGCACUUUGGUUACCACUCUCAAAGGACACACAAGGACAGUGGAAUGCCUUGCUUGGACCGCGGACGCGAAGACACUCAUUUCCGGGUCGGCGGAUCACUCCAUUAGGACAUGGAACACUACUACCUGGGAGCAGGUCGCAGUGCUGGAUGAGCACACCAACAGCGUCUAUGAUAUCGCAAUAUCUCCGAAUGGUCACGAUAUACUCGCAAGCGCAUCGUACGACAAGACAUUGAGGUUGUGGAACCUCAAGAAUAGCCAGCCCGUCAGUUUGCCCCUGAAGCAUGCAGAUAGAGUGACCUGUGUGUCAUUUUCGGCAGAUGGGCGACUACUAGCCGCUGGCUGCCGAGACAAGAACGUGUAUACAUGGGAUGUUUCUGCGAUUAUUAGAGAAGCUGAUACUCAAGCUGGUGACCCCCCAUCAGAUCUCCUUGAAUUCGUCGGACCAAAUGACGGUGACAAGCCGUUGCCCGAUGUUGAUACUACACCACAUCCAGUCCAACAACUCGAAGAAGUCUGCCAAGUAGUACCCCCAGCGGUUGCACUGCCCGAUGUUGAUAACGCACUACUACACUUCCCGCAACGCCUGCAGGAGCCUGUCUCACAUGAAGCUCUUAGGCCUUGUGUUACUCCUGUCGAAGAGCCUUCGUCAUUGAGCACCGCAAACCAGACUGAAGCUGCUUCACAAGGACCGCUGCAACAAGACACGAACCAAGGCCAGGAGGAAUUGUCGUUGGCGCCCCGUCCACUGGUUGCCACUACAACUUUACCGGCGGCGGCCCCUCCUGUCACUACUACUUCACUACCAGCGGCUCCUGCUGCCACUGCAACACCCUCACUAGCGCCCCCUCCUGAUGUUGAUGAUACACUAGGCCUCUUACACCACCUAUGGAACAGGUUGUUCUCUCGUCACGCUCCUAUUCCUCGUGGUUCUAAAAGCAAAAAGCCUUUAUAUGUCGCUCGAGUACCGGAAACUGGGAAGGAGACUAAAGCUACCUCGCAAGGGCAGCCCCAACUAGAUAUGAACCAGGACCAGGUGUCAUCCUCGUCACGUUCAGUCGUAAUGGGCGCGUCUGAUGGUGUGAUGAGACAGGCUGGAUGCUGCACUCGGUUUUGGUCUUGUAUCUGCUGCGCGUCCACUAAAUCUUCCGAUGGUAUUCAUUAAUGCAGGAGCCCACCAUGCUUCACGCAAGUUUUGUCGAUUUCUUUUUUUUCUUGCUUUCCCCCGUCCCUUAUUGUACAUUAUGCUUUCAUUUGGUGCAUCAUUGUUCCAGCAUCAAUCGCUCUUGAUAUGAGAUGCCUCAUAUUGACAUUGUUAUAUGUACAAUAUGACACCCGUCCCCUUUUGAUAUUUCAAGUUUAUCUGCGUCACCAAGUAUGCUGUAUGUACCACUCGGAUAUAAUAAACUUUAUUCAAAUGCGA